Molecule: messenger RNA, 2616 nt
Organism: Pipistrellus nathusii (Nathusius's pipistrelle)
Lineage: Eukaryota; Metazoa; Chordata; Mammalia; Chiroptera; Vespertilionidae
Source: the annotation of a GenBank genome assembly
AUGAAGCGUCGUCGUUGUAGAACUUUCAGCACCAGUGACAGUUCAGAUGGCAGUGCUUCUACUUCUUUUAUUGGCUCAAGGUCUAGGAACAAGUCAAAAGUUCCAAAUGCACACGAGAGAUCUGCGGAGGUGUUCCGGAAGGAUCUCAUCAGUGCCAUGAAGGUGUCGGAUUCUCAAUACAUUGAUCCUGACAGCUAUUACCUCUUUACUGAUACAUGGAAGGAAGAAUGGGAGAAGGGAGUCCAGGUGCCAGCCAAUCCGGACACACUCCCGCAGCCAACCCUCAGGAUUAUCGCCGAUAAGGUCAAGGAUGUUCUAUUUACCCGGCCCCGGAAGUACAUCCAUUGCUCCAACCCGGACGACUCAGAGCUGGGCUACGUGAACAUCAGGGAGCAGGCGGCGGCCGUGUGCCGAUACGACCUGGACGACAUGGACAUAUUCUGGCUGCAGUCCCUCAAUGAAGAACUCGAGCAGAUGGGAUGUGAGCAAAUUGAUGAAAACCUGAUGGAGAAGGCAGUCGAAGUCCUAGAACGUCAGUGCCAUGAAAACAUGAAACAUGCUAUCGCCACGGAGGAAGGGCUAGGCAUAGAGUAUGACGAAAAUGUGAUCUGUGACGUGUGCCGGUCUCCUGACAGUGAAGACGGGAAUGACAUGGUGUUCUGUGACAAGUGUAACAUCUGUGUGCACCAGGCUUGCUACGGCAUCCUCAAGGUGCCAGAAGGCAGCUGGCUGUGCCGCGCCUGUGUCGUGGGCGUGCCUGCGCAAUGCAUAUUUUGCCCAAAGAAAGGUGGAGCCAUGAAGUCCACCAAGACGGGGACUAAGUGGGCUCAUGUCAGCUGUGCCCUGUGGAUUCCGGAGGUCAGCAUUGGCUGCCCUGAACGGAUGGAACCGAUCACAAAGAUCUCCCACAUCCCACCCAGCCGCUGGGGCUUAGUCUGUUACUUAUGCAAAGUGAAGACAGGAGCGUGCAUUCAGUGCUCCGUGAAGACAUGCAUCACCGCCUUCCACGUCACCUGCGCCUUCGAGCACAACCUGGAGAUGAAGACCAUCCUGGGCGAGGACGACGAAGUGAGAUUCAGGUCGUUCUGCCUCAAGCACAGCCAGAGCCAGCAGAAGCCCAGCGACGCCCAGUCCCCCCUCUGCUGGGCCGAGGAGCAGGGCCAGGCCCCGAGCGAGAAGACCAGCGCGCGCGCGCAGAAGCUGCAGGAGCUGGAGGAGGAGUUCUAUAACCUGGUCAAGGUGUCGGACGUGGCCACGGAGCUGGGCAUGCCCACCCUCACGGUGGACCUGAUCUACAACUACUGGAAGCUGAAACGCAAGAGCAACUUCAAUAAGCCGCUCUUUCCGCCGAAGGAGGAUGAGGAGAAGGGCUUACCGCAGCCGAAGGCGGAGAAUAUGCAGUCGCGCAUGAGCAUGUUCAUGCACCUGCGGCAGGACCUGGAGCGGGUCCGCAAUCUGUGCUACAUGAUAACCAGACGAGAGAAGCUGAAGCUGUCACAAAACAAAACACAAGAGCAGAUCUUCGGCUUACAAGUCCAGAUGCUUAACGAGGAAGCAGCCGAAGGAUCUCCUUUGAAAAAUGCACUAGAAACCUCAUUGUUUUACCCACCACCGAGAAUUACCUUAAAGUUAAAAAUGCCCAGAUCAGCCCCGGAAGACUGCCGAAACAGCUCCGCAGAGACUGAUCAUGGACCCCUCUCUCCUGCCAGCAGCUCCCCUGCCCACAGCCUGGGGAGCGCGCCAGUGCCUCCGGAGUCACUAGAGAUGAGAGUGGAAUCCCACCCGAGGCACGCAGUAGAGAGCAGCAACCAGUGUUUGCCGAGCAGUCUGGGCCUUGCUAGGGGCGAAUCAGAGGAUCCCAGUCCGGCCUGGACGGCUUCCUCUCCAGAGGCCUACCAGGGGCAGUCACUGGGGAAGCCCCUGGUCCUCCAAGCUGCCCUGCAUGGACAGUCCCUAAUGGGAAAUGGGGAAAAGCACUCGCACGAAUCAGAGGAUUCCAGUCCGGCCUGGACGGCUCCCUCUCCAGAGGCCUACCAGGGGCAGUCACUGGGGAAGCCCCUGGUCCUCCAAGCUGCCCUGCAUGGACAGUCCCUAAUGGGAAAUGGGGAAAAGCACUCGCACUCCAUGCUUGCCAAAGCCAAUGGCCUGGAGAGCAGCUGGUCCGGGGAUAGCUCCCCGAAAGACAGCUCCAGUGAGAUGUCAUGUGGCCAGGAGGCCGAGCUCAGCCCCCACCUGGCCAGUCAGGGCAGCUUCCGGAAACCUCCCGCGGAACACUUCCGCCAGUCCCCUAAGGAGUCCGCCACCUGGUGGGUGCGGACCGCGGACGGCCUCCAGAGCCGCGGGAAGCCCCCCAAGAGUGCUAGCCCCCGGGAGCAGGCCCGGGGCAAGCUGCUGGCCCGGCGCUCCGCAGAGAGGGCUCCCGAUCAGGAAAACGAUGGGUACUGCCCAGACCUGGAGCUGAGCGAUUCAGAAGCAGAAGGUGACGGGGAUAAAGAGAAGGUCAGGGUCAAGAGAGAGGGCUCAGGCAGGGAGAAGCAGCCCCGCGACGCUAAGCGGGAUUGCCGUGGGAAAAGGAAGAAGCUACACCCCUUCUCCCACAGCUCAUCGCACAGGUGA